Molecule: messenger RNA, 618 nt
Organism: Fusarium sp. VM40
Lineage: Eukaryota; Fungi; Ascomycota; Sordariomycetes; Hypocreales; Nectriaceae
Source: the annotation of a GenBank genome assembly
AUGACGCGAAUGACUCUCCUUCCACUGGCUAUCUGCCUCCUCACCACCGCCGUCCAAGCCGCCAACCCUGUCUUCGGGGCCUACUCAACAGACAGCUGCGACUCCUGCCUUGACGAAACCUACCAGAGCUGCUCAGGGGACUACAUGACCCGAUCUUAUGCAACAUGCAUGUGCGCAGGCGACGGCAGCGCCAACUUUGUAAAAUGUCUGCCAUACUGCGACGCCAGCUUGAACGAGCCUGCCAUUGCUAGCUCGACGUAUUAUGGCUACUGCGUUCUGUUCUUCAAAGAGCUGUGCGAUGGUGCUGAGCAGUUUCUUACUGAGAAGAUCUAUGGCGAGCAGUGCUCCAAGGAGGCCAUUGCUGCUGGUGGCAUCGGUGCUAAAGACGGCGACAAUGGCGACGAUGAAUCUAGCAAGAGUGAGAGCUCAGAGCCAAAUAAGACGAAAGAUUCGGAUUCUAAGGAAACUGGCGAGGCUAGUGAGACAACCAAGACAGGUGAUGCAAGCAGUACGGCUGGUAAAAGCGAGGCCACCCAAACAGCUAAUGACGCCAUCGCUCCGAUUGUACCAGUAUGGGCUGUGGUGGCCGGUGUUGGAUUACAAUUCAUGAACAUGUAA